AUGGCAGCUUCCUGUGUUUAUGAUGUCUUCUUGUCUUUCAGCGGCCUUGAUACUCGCAAGACAUUUACUGGUCACCUCUUGGCUGCUUUGGAUCAGCAUGGUUUUUACACAUUCAGUGAUGACACUAAACUUCCAAGAGGUGAAGAAGUUGGUCCUGAAUUGUUGAAAGUAAUUAAGGAAUCAAGGGUUUCCGUUAUUGUAUUCUCGAAAAACUACGCGUCCUCAAGAUGGUGCCUUGACGAGCUUAUCAAGAUCAUGGAUUGCAAGAGGACACUCCAUCAGAUUGUUAUUCCCGUCUUCUAUGACGUCCAACCUUCUGAUGUUCGAUCACAGAGCGGUUGUUAUGCAGAAGCGUUUGCCGGUCACAAAAAGGAGUUUGACUUGAAAAAGGUGGAAAUUUGGAGGUUAGCUCUAGAAAAGGCUGGCAAUUUGUCCGGUUAUGUCUUGCAAAAUGUGGCCAACGGGUGUGAGUCAACGUGUAUUAAGUCCGUUAUUGGAGGAGUGGCAGAAAAAUUAAAUCCUACGGGCUUAAGUGAUCCAGAGUAUCAAGUUGGAAUAGAGCAUAGUGUUGAACAAGUGACUAAGUUUCUAACGUUGGGGUCAAAUAGUAUUAGUAAUGAUGUUAGGAUUGUUGCCAUAUGGGGGAUUGGUGGAAUUGGUAAGACUACCAUUGCUAAAGUACUGUAUAAUCGCAUACAUCGUUUUCAUCCAUUUGAAAGGACUAGCUUUCUUCAUAAUGUUGGACGAACUUCUAGGGAUAUCGACAAUGUUGUUAAAUUACAAAAACAACUUCUGUCAGAUCUCCUAAAUGAUGAAAAUGAGAAAAUAAGAUGCGGGGAUCAUGGAAUUGAGGUGAGAAAAUGUCGAGCAUGGCGUCGAAGGGUUCUUCUUGUUCUCGAUGGUGUGGAUAAUGACAGCCAAUUGAGUGUUUUGGCUAUAAAUCGUAAUUGGUUGCGUCCCGGAAGUAGAAUCGUAGUAACAACUAGAGAUUUGUCUGCAAUAAAGUCACUUCAAGUGGAUGAUGUGUAUAAUCUUGAGGAGUUGAAUAAGGAGGAAUCUCUUCAACUCUUCAGUUGCCUUGCCUUUAGAAGAGACUGUCCUCUAGAAGGUUCUUUAUUGUCGGGUAAAGCGGUACCUAAAUGGCAUGCUCAAUUGGAGAAGUUGAAAAAGAUUCCUGAUCCAAAAGUUCAAGAUAUACUGAGGCAGAGCUUUGACUCACUUGAUGAUAAACAGAAGGGUUUAUUCCUGGAUAUUGCAUGUUUUUUUGUUGGAAUGGACCAAGAUUUGGCCAUCAAAAUACUAAAAGACUGCGAUUUCUACCCAGAUAUUGAUAUUGACAUUCUAUCUGAUCGUUGUCUUGUAAGCAUUGUAAGAAUCGAUCGGCGGCAUAACCAACUGAUGAUGCAUGAUCUGAUUCAAGACAUGGCAAAAGAGAUCGUCUAUCAAGAAUCCCCUACAAAGCCUGGCGAACGUAAUAGAUUGUGGUAUCAUAAAGACAUUCUUGAUCUACUAAGAUAUGACACGGGGACAGAGAAUAUUCUGGGCUUAGUCCUGAACUUGCCAGAAUCAGAAGAGUUACAAGUAAAUGCGGAGGCAUUUACAAAGAUGAAGAGCUUGAGAUUGCUUCAUUUCAAUUAUGUCCAAGUUUUGUGCAAAUUGAAAUACCUCAAUCUCAGUCAUUCCUAUCUCUUGAUGAAAACUCUGGACUUCACGGGGCUCACCGGUCUUGAGAAAUUGUUGCUUACUGAUUGUACAAAGCUGGUAGAAGUCCACCAAUCUAUUGAACGUCUCGAAGAUCUUAUUGUCUUGGAUCUGAAUAAUUGCAAGAAUCUUAAGAAGAUUCCCCAAAGUAUUUUCAUGUUGAAGUCUCUCGCUCAUUUCAAUAUUUCCGGUUGUUCUAAAUUAGAGUGGCCGGCAUUUUUUCGAAGAUCGCCACCUGAAUCAAGCUUUUCGUCGUUACAAUUGUCAAGUAGCAUCAGGAAAUUAUCUAUGGAAAACUGCAAUAUAACAAAUGUGCCCAGUGAAAUUGGUAGUUUGGUGUCUUUGGAAUCUUUGAAUCUUAGCAGAAACAAAUUUUCUAACCUACCAGCAACCAUCACUAGCCUUCCACUACUGGAGUAUCUCUGUGUAAACAAAUGUACUCUGCUUGAAUCACUUCCAAGCCUUCCAGUAAAUUUACGUAUUUUGGGGGCAGACGACUGCACAUCAUUGCAGAGCAUGUCAAUUGAAUCAAAAGCAGCACAGACGCAGAUGCAGUUGAAACGCUCUUCUUGGAAUUUAGCCUUUACACGCAAGAGAGAAAUUAACCAUAAUUUUACUUUUUGCAUUGUAUAUAGAUAUUUCUAUAUAUCUCCCUUCUAUAUUAGUGCAAAUCUCAUUGAAAUUGGAUCUUUCUUUUUCAUUUCACAGCGACUUCGUUAA
This is a messenger RNA of Cornus florida, 2421 nucleotides long. Its product is annotated as disease resistance protein RPV1-like. NCBI's taxonomy places the organism in Eukaryota, Viridiplantae, Streptophyta, Magnoliopsida, Cornales, Cornaceae. Gene Ontology annotation, biological process: defense response; signal transduction. Gene Ontology annotation, molecular function: protein binding; ADP binding. The transcript is spliced from 5 exons. Bases 1 to 2421 code for a protein of 806 amino acids. The record is from RefSeq and is a predicted model, not a curated record.